AUGAUACUUUUCGUUGUCAUUGUAAGUGGGCUCGUGUCUCUAGCACAGAGCAUCGAAAUCGUAUUCGAAAGCUUCGAGCAAAUCUCAGGCUACGAACUGUUUGAAACAACGUUAAGAGUGCGGAAGUACAAUCACACCACAAAUGUCAUGAACGGAACGACCGAUUUAAAGAUCGAGGUUAACGAUACGCUGGUGACUUCCACGGAUCUGUGGCACAGCAGGCUCGGAAAUCAGCAGUUCAAUCACUACCCGAUGAAACUACCGACUGCCGGAGCCUGUUCUUUCAUCAAAUCGCUGCGCGACGUGUACGAGAAGUACAUCGAGGACAUACACAACCUACCAGACGGUGAUGAGUGCCCAAUCAAAGCGCGUCGAAUAACGAUUACUGACAUGGUCUUUCCUUCCGAUGCCGUUCCUCCUAUAGUCCCAAAGGGGCUGUGGAAAGUGUUCAUCAUAUGCUCGCUGCAGGGCCGAGAGGUGUCACGUUUUAAAAUGCUUUUGAAGGUUCACCAUGAUGUAUCGACUGCCUUCUUCCACAGUCCACUGGGCAACCAACAGUUCAACCACUACCCGAUGAAGCUACCGACUCUAGGGUCCUGCGCAUCUAUGGAAACGUUCCACAGCAUACUCGGAAAUCAGCAGUUUAACUACUAUCCAAUGAAGCUACCGACGGUGGAUGUAUGUACCUACAUGAAAUCGCUACAUGAAGACUAUGCCCAGUAUCUUAAAGACAUCAUCAAUUUACCGGGUCCCGAUGAGUGUCCAAUUCCGAUACGAGAGAUCAUUUUCCUCAACAAACCGUUUCCACCCGAAGUACUUCCCAAAGUUCUGACAACAGGACUCUGGAAGCUUAUGCUCAUAACAAAAUGA
Anopheles darlingi is the source of this 870-nucleotide messenger RNA. RefSeq lists its product as uncharacterized. The transcript is spliced from 4 exons. The record is from RefSeq and is a predicted model, not a curated record. Bases 1 to 870 code for a protein of 289 amino acids. Lineage: Eukaryota; Metazoa; Arthropoda; Insecta; Diptera; Culicidae.